AUGGCUGAUUCAGAUAGCCCAGGCUGGAAAUGGUUCCCAAAUGUCAAAAACAGCUGGUCUCUCGAUGUCGUUACACUCCUCGCAGUCAUUGGCGAGUCAGCCAUGGCUGAGCAGACGCAGACCAUCACAGCGUCUUUACUAUGUCUCCUUCCACGCCUAAUCCCAGCUCCUCAAGCUCUUCUCAAGCCCUCACGCCCAAGUCGAAUGCCCGAAACUCUCGCGAAAAUGACGGGUGUCUACAGUGGAACUACUCUCGACUCCGUGGGCUUCUUUGCGACGAUCAUCACGCCUCUGGAUGCCCUUCAACCUUACAGCUUUAGUGUGUUCGAGAUUCGACACACCGACCCAUCCCAGUUGUAUGAAACCGACGUCAACCCUCCUUCAGCCCAGGAAAGCUGGUCCACGCGAAGUCUCAACUGGGUCAAGUCUCGACGCUCAAGUUCCUAUAGUAGAGAACAUCAACACAAUGGAAAAGAGGCAAGAGGUAACCGUAUUCCUCGUGCCCCGAGGACAGACGGCGGUCUCCCUCUACCUGCACAAGCAAGUUCAACUGCUGCAACACGUACAACCACCUUCGAGAUACUAGAUAAAUCACAAGUCGAUGAGGAUGCACCCAAACCCAUCGUGCGCAGGCCCACGGCAAAGCAAAAAGUGCAGGACAUGCUCGCAAACCCUACUUUUGCCAAUACCAAAAGACGUCCUGCGGUCCCGGCCAAGCUGUUUUCGCCAAUCCACAUACUUUCUGUUUUUUCAUGUCUAUUGAGCAUGGCCAUCAUAGCAUGCGCCGUGGUGUGGAAAGAUGGCAAUGCCAUAUUGUCUGUCUUCCUUAUAUCGUUUACCUCGACUAUUGUAGGCUAUGCCUCGUCCUGGCAUCCCAUCCUCAUGAACCGAAAACACACGAAUCAAGUCCCUCGAGGCGAUGUCAUGAUCCGGACCCGGGAAGGCGCCUUUCUUCUUAUCAAAUGCACAGAAGAGGUUGCUCGAGAACUGUACUCAGGCACGGAAGAGUGCCACUAUCAUGUUGGCGGUCGUACAUAUAGAUUACUCAUGGCUCUUGGGACUACGUUGCUUAUGCUGAGCGUUGUUCUGUUCGGGAACUGCACAUGGAACUCGCAGAUAUUUAUUGGCGGCAGUUACAUUGUUCUCAAUGGACUGUACUGGGGUCUGGGUAUGCUCCCUCGAUCCUACUUUUGGGACCUUUCGCGGUAUGAGUGGAAAGUAGUCACCCCUGACGACGCCAAGAAUGCCCACCAAGUAACCAACGAGAACGAUCAACGGGAGGGCCAUCCCAGUUUUACGCGGACGCUGUGGUAUGCUAUUCGCGAAACCCAACGGACUGGCUGGGUUGCUGGCAGUGGAGCUGCACCCAGUACUGACCAGUGGAAGAACUGGCUCAAGGAGGCGUUGGUGAAUGCUAAGAAUGGGAACCGGGAAUGGGAGUCUGUGGCUAGGAAGGAUGCCAUCGUUAAGGAGAACCUUGACGCUGACGAGGUAUUUGAUGAAGCAGCUCAACAUGCGCCGGCUGUUGAAGUUCAGACAAUGGCUACUGUGAGGCAAGGCCAUGACUGGGAGAAAGAUGGCUCAACAUUCUGA
Messenger RNA from Fusarium pseudograminearum CS3096, 1593 nucleotides. RefSeq lists its product as uncharacterized. NCBI's taxonomy places the organism in Eukaryota, Fungi, Ascomycota, Sordariomycetes, Hypocreales, Nectriaceae. The transcript has a single exon. The coding region runs from base 1 to 1593 and encodes 530 amino acids. The record is from RefSeq and is a predicted model, not a curated record.